Molecule: messenger RNA, 4345 nt
Organism: Nasonia vitripennis (jewel wasp)
Lineage: Eukaryota; Metazoa; Arthropoda; Insecta; Hymenoptera; Pteromalidae
Product: splicing factor 3B subunit 1
Exons: 20
Coding region: 753-4241 (1162 amino acids)
Biological process (GO): spliceosomal complex assembly
Cellular component (GO): catalytic step 2 spliceosome; U2-type prespliceosome; U12-type spliceosomal complex
Molecular function (GO): mRNA binding
Source: RefSeq, a predicted model, not a curated record
AGUGUGCUUGUAACGCGUGCAUCGUAUAAGUAUAUGAGUAAUAAAUAAUCGUCCCUUUCAAAUAUUUCAACGCAGUUUUCUCAUCCGAAAUAGUUCUUUAGUGUGAUACGAUUCCUGCACAGUUUUCGACAAGUGCAGAGCACGAGGCGUCAGUCCUCGAGACGCAAACAUGGAUCAGAUACCGCGAACUCGAGAAGAUAUUGAGGCGCAGAUACGAGACAUACAGGAGAAGAAGAAAACUGCAAAAGCUAAUGCUGUUGAAGAAGAUCAGGUAGCUCUAGGCAAAACUGGAUUCUAUGAUCAAGAUAUCUACGAUGGGACGAACAAUAAGUUUGAUGGCUACGUCACAUCCAUUGCAGCUAAUGAUGAAGUUGACGAUGAAGAUUACGAACCAAGUACAUUUAGUACAAACAAGAGGGGUUUCAAUGCUCCAGCUGCAUUACUCAACGAUGUUGCACAGAGUGAAAAGGAUUAUGAUCCCUUUGCGGACAGAAGACGACCAACAAUUGCUGACAGAGAAGAUGAAUAUAGGCAAAAAAGGCGGCGGAUGAUUAUUUCACCGGAGCGUGUUGAUCCAUUUGCAGAAGUGACGGUCUGCACAUGUGGAAUCAUCUGCUUAUCCUGGAUACUAAGUCGAAGAUGUCAAGUAUUUUACAAACUGGAUGAUAUGAGCAGGAGAGUGCUCUGCCUGUGGCACCAAAACUCCACGUGGAAAGACUCCAGAUGUCGGAUCAAGGACAUACACAGAAAUUAUGAAAGAACAGCUCCUAAAAGGAGAAGAAUCAGAACUGCGUAAGAAAAUAGCUGAGAAAGCUAAAGAUGGAACUCUUAAAACGAACGGAGAAGCAAAAGUAGCUCCCAAGAAACGUGGUCGUUGGGAUCAAACAGAUGAUACGCCAACCGCUAAAAAGCCGACUGCAGGACUUGGCACAGCAACAACCCCGACAUCAUGGGAUAAUGCAGAUGUCACACCAGCUGUUGUAAGGUGGGAUGAGACUCCCGGCCAUGGCAAAGGAGGGGAAACACCCGGGGCCACACCAGGAGUGAGCACAAGAAUUUGGGAUGCAACACCUGGUCAUGCAACUCCCGGUGCAACAACCCCAGGGAGAGAAACCCCUCUUGAAAAAGUAGUUUCUAGUCGAAGAAACAGAUGGGACGAAACUCCCAAAACAGAAAGAGAAACCCCUGGUCAUGGUAGUGGGUGGGCCGAGACACCAAGAACCGAUAGAGUAGCUGGAGAUUUAAUACAAGAAACACCGACGCCGUCUGCGAGUAAGAGAAGGAGUCGUUGGGAUGAAACUCCUACUCAAACUCCUGGAUCCAUGACGCCGCAGACUCCAGCGACGCCUUUGACUACUCCGCAUCAAACUUCUAUUUUGACACCUAGUGGCACAACUCCAAUCGGUUCAAAAGCCAUGGGAAUGGCCACUCCAACACCCGGACAUCUCAUGUCAAUGACACCAGAACAGCUCCAGGCUUACCGAUGGGAGCGGGAAAUAGACGAGAGAAAUCGUCCCUUAUCGGACGAUGAGCUUGACGCAAUGUUUCCUCCGGGCUAUAAAGUGUUGCAGCCUCCUGCAGGUUACGUACCCAUUAGAACGCCUGCUAGAAAAUUAACGGCAACUCCCACACCUAUUGCUGGAACACCACAGGGAUUUUUCAUUCAGCAAGAAGAUAAAAAUUCAAAAUUAAUCGACAAUCAACCAAAGGGAAAUUUGCCUUUCAUGAAGCCAGAAGAUGCUCAGUAUUUUGAUAAACUGUUGGUGGACGUUGAUGAAGAAUCACUAAGUCCAGAGGAACAGAAAGAAAGAAAAAUCAUGAAGUUAUUGUUGAAAAUUAAAAAUGGCACACCACCAAUGCGUAAAGCCGCGUUGAGACAAAUAACGGACAAAGCGAGAGAAUUCGGUGCUGGUCCAUUGUUCAAUCAAAUUUUACCCCUUCUUAUGUCUCCAACUCUCGAAGAUCAAGAAAGACAUUUACUGGUUAAAGUAAUCGAUCGAAUUUUGUACAAACUAGAUGAUUUGGUCAGGCCUUAUGUACACAAGAUUCUCGUCGUCAUUGAACCUUUGCUAAUUGACGAAGAUUAUUAUGCCCGUGUAGAAGGCAGAGAGAUCAUUUCGAACUUGGCAAAAGCUGCUGGAUUGGCUACUAUGAUCUCUACCAUGAGGCCCGAUAUUGACAACAUUGACGAAUACGUCAGAAAUACGACAGCCAGAGCAUUUGCUGUGGUCGCGUCGGCUUUAGGAAUUCCAUCUCUUUUGCCUUUUUUGAAAGCUGUAUGCAGAAGUAAAAAAUCUUGGCAAGCAAGACACACGGGUAUCAAGAUAGUACAACAGAUUGCUAUUUUAAUGGGGUGUGCUAUCUUGCCUCAUUUGAAAAGUUUGGUUGAAAUCAUUGAGCAUGGUUUGGUGGAUGAACAACAAAAAGUUCGUACCAUCACUGCCUUGGCUAUAGCGGCAUUGGCUGAAGCAGCCACUCCUUACGGUAUUGAAAGUUUCGAUUCAGUACUGAAGCCUCUAUGGAAAGGUAUUCGUACGCAUAGAGGCAAAGGUCUGGCAGCUUUUCUCAAAGCCAUUGGUUAUUUGAUACCGCUUAUGGAUGCUGAGUAUGCCAACUACUAUACUCGAGAAGUAAUGUUGAUUCUGAUCCGAGAAUUCCAGUCGCCAGAUGAAGAAAUGAAGAAAAUUGUGUUAAAGGUCGUAAAACAAUGUUGUGGAACUGAUGGUGUGGAAGCCCAGUAUAUAAAAGAUGAAAUUUUGCCACAUUUCUUCAAACAUUUCUGGAAUCAUCGAAUGGCCCUAGAUCGUAGGAACUACCGACAGCUUGUAGAUACUACGGUUGAAAUUGCAAAUAAAGUUGGGGCCUCUGAAAUCAUCAACCGAGUUGUUGAUGAUUUGAAGGAUGAGAACGAACAGUACAGAAAGAUGGUAAUGGAAACUAUCGAAAAAAUCAUGAGCAAUCUUGGAGCAGCUGACGUUGAUUCUCGCCUCGAGGAACAGCUAAUUGACGGUAUUUUAUACGCUUUCCAAGAACAGACGACAGAGGACGUAGUUAUGCUGAACGGUUUUGGCACAAUUGUGAAUACACUUAGUAAACGAGUAAAGCCCUAUUUGCCGCAAAUUUGUGGUACAAUAUUAUGGAGGCUUAAUAAUAAAUCGGCGAAGGUAAGGCAGCAAGCUGCUGAUCUGAUAUCUCGCAUAGCGGUUGUUAUGAAGACUUGUCAAGAAGAAAAGCUCAUGGGACAUUUAGGAGUUGUGCUAUAUGAAUACUUAGGAGAAGAAUACCCCGAAGUACUGGGCAGUAUACUAGGAGCUUUAAAAGGCAUUGUCAAUGUAAUUGGAAUGACGAAAAUGACGCCGCCCAUAAAAGACCUUCUUCCAAGGUUAACGCCUAUUUUGAAGAACAGGCACGAAAAGGUGCAGGAGAAUUGUAUAGAUUUAGUUGGAAGGAUAGCCGACCGUGGACCCGAGUAUGUAUCGGCACGUGAAUGGAUGAGAAUUUGUUUCGAACUUUUGGAACUGCUCAAGGCCCACAAAAAAGCUAUAAGACGAGCCACAGUCAACACCUUUGGUUAUAUUGCCAAAGCUAUUGGGCCUCACGAUGUCUUGGCAACAUUAUUAAAUAAUCUAAAAGUUCAAGAGCGUCAAAACCGUGUAUGCACAACUGUAGCAAUCGCUAUUGUUGCUGAAACAUGCAGCCCAUUCACUGUAUUGCCAGCACUAAUGAAUGAAUACAGAGUUCCAGAAUUAAAUGUUCAAAACGGUGUUUUAAAAUCUCUAUCUUUCUUAUUUGAGUAUAUUGGAGAAAUGGGUAAAGAUUAUAUUUACGCUGUCAGUCCAUUACUUGAAGAUGCCCUAAUGGACAGGGAUCUCGUGCACAGACAAACAGCUUGUGCAGCAAUCAAGCACAUGUCGUUAGGCGUUCACGGAUUUGGCUGUGAAGAUGCCUUGGUACAUCUAUUAAAUUACGUAUGGCCGAACGUUUUUGAGACUUCUCCGCAUUUAGUUCAAGCAUUUAUGGAUGCUGUGGAUGGCUUACGAGUAUCACUGGGGCCAAUUAAAAUUCUACAGUACACUUUACAGGGUUUAUUCCAUCCUGCAAGGAAAGUUCGCGAUGUGUAUUGGAAGAUAUAUAACUCUUUGUAUAUCGGUGGACAAGAUGCUCUUGUUGCUGGCUAUCCGAGAAUAAUGAAUGACCCAAAGAAUCAAUAUAUUAGAUACGAGCUAGAUUAUGUUUUGUAAUUAGGGUACUAUUCUAAGUUAUUACAUAGGUAUUGUAUAACGUGCUAGCAACAUAAUUUGUGAAUUUUUAAAUAUUGACUGUACAAUAAAGAGAUUCAAUAUUC